AGUCUUCGAGAGGGAGGAACCUGUCUGAAGGAGGAACGUGUCUGAAGGAGGAUGGAAGGGUCCCUUUUAGGGUCGUUCUUUAUCUUCGCAUAAGAAAACGGAUUGGCCUGGUCUAAAGCAACUAAAGACCCUAGGAUUGCUGCAGGUCAGCAGUCCCCACUGGAGAAAAAAAUCUUGGAAGAAAGUGUUCUAAUCUUCCUCUCUGAUUCCCCCUGCUCCCAACCCUCGAAGGUUAUCUUGAUGAGAUCGCUAUAGGUCUCCUUUGUUGACUCCUCAUCUUCCCAGUCUCUAAACGUUGGAGUGCUCCAGAGGUUCCUAGAGGUGGGCACCAGCCGGUGGCUGGAAGCAGGGUGAAACUGAAGGCAGACGCUUUCGUAGCCCCAACUUGGCAUUACUGGACAAUGGCAGCUGAGCCAAGGGGACCAGGGGCCCUGAACUCUGUAGCCUAGGCUUUGAGGGAACCAAAGAUGUUCUCAGUUGUGAAAGAGGAGAAUUUUUGACAGCAGAACAAAAAAGGAAGACAGCCCCUUGGAGCAAAUACAUUUGUCACAGGAAGCGACGUCAAACCCUGAGGCCUUUGCAAAGCCUUUCCAUCUGCUCAGUUACUGGGAGGUAGAUAGCCUCAGGAGGGAGACCAGUCAGCUUUGGGGACCAGGCCAGGAGUGGAUAAAGCUAGAAAGAGAUACCAUGGAAGAGAAGGCAUUUGGCCAUCUGAAGCCUGUCGAACCUGUACAGAAGCUGCUUCCUCAGGUGGAUGAGGAGGCCCUGCAGGAAGAUAUGAAGAGAGAGUGCUGGCAGAAGGCGUGGGUGAAGAAGCCGGUCACCUUUGAGGAUGUGGCAGUGAAUUUCACCCCGGAAGAGUGGGAAUGUCUGGAUGCCAGUCAGAGGGUCCUCUACCAGGAUGUUAUGUCAAAGACCUUCGAAAACCUGAUGUCUGUGGCCAGAUUCUUUCUGUCUAAUCCAAAUCUGACCACCAAGCUUGAACAAGAAGAGAAACAGUGGAGAGCAGAUCUCUGUCACCAAAAUGAAAAAGGCCUCCCUUCAGAAGGCAAGAAGGAGGAACUUCAAGAACAGACUCAGAGUUUGAGAGAUGAGGGGACUAGCGAUGACAGGAAAGUCUCCCUUGCUUGCAGAGGGGCAAGCCCAUCCUCUGAUUUAGCUGGGUCCAUGGACAGGACCCCAGAGUUCUCAGCAUCUUCAACUGGGCCACCCUUUUCCUGCCACAUAUGUGGCAGGUGUUUCAGCAAGCGCUCCAACCUCCGCAGCCACCAGUUUGUUCACAAUCCCAAGCAGACUAACAACUGCAGCCAGUGUGGGAAGUCAUUUCGGAACCCCAAGGCCCUCAGCUACCACGCACGCAUGCAUCUUGGGGAAAAGCCCUUCCGUUGCUCACUCUGUGACAAGACCUACUGUGAUGCUUCUGGACUGAGUCGUCAUCGCCGUGUCCAUCUGGGUUACCGGCCCCAUUCAUGCUCCUGUGGGAAGAGCUUCCGGGACCAGUCUGAGCUCAAACGCCACCAGAAGAUACACCAAAACCAGGAGCCAGUGGCUGGAAACCAGAAGCAUAUUGUGAGGAUUCCAGGUACCACAGCUGGAUUCCAGGGACCCAUUGUCAGGAGCCAGGUAUCCAUCCAGGGCCUUGCAGCUGGGAACCAUGCACCAGUGGCCAGGACUCAAGGACCCAUAUUUAGAACCAAGGGUCCUGAGGCUCAGAAGGAGGCACCUGUAGCCAAGAACCAGGUGGUCACUGUGAGAACUCGGGCACCAGUUAUUACCACCCCUAGGCCUGUGAAUAGGACCCAGGCAGCCAACUCUAGGGCCCCCUGCCCGGAAACCAAGUCCAACUCUCAUCCAACAAAGCCUUCAAGAUUCAAAGUCUUCUCUUGCCCUCAUUGCCCCUUGACUUUUAGCAAGAAAGCCCAUCUCUCCAGCCACCAGAAGGCCCACCUCACAGAGCAGCCCAACUGCUGCUUCCACUGUAGCAAGUCCUUCAACUCAUUCUCUGAGCUGGUCAGGCACCAGCAGACUCAUUGGAAGCAGAAGAUCUACCGUUGCCCUAUCUGCGACAUCUGCUUUGGGGAGAAGGAGGGCCUUAUGGGUCAUUGGGGGAGCUACAAAGGCAAGGGGCUGUGCCUGGGCAGUCCCCAUAAAUGCUCAGAGAUCCUGGGUCAGUGGUUUGGCUCCUUUCAGGAUGCCUCCUCCAAGGCAGGGAAGGAAAUGGAUCUCCUAGGAUCCAUACCCCAAGGAGAGGGGAGGGAGGGGAGGGAGAAGGUGCGCAGAGGCAAGAAAGUGUUGAGGUGGUGAAGGGCUUGGAAUAUAAAUAAAUGGCCUUUCUGAUGGAGGUCUUUCUUUGUGUUUGGUUUUCCUGAGGACUGACCUCCAGGGUAAGGAGGCUGGGGUAGAGGAAGAGAGGUGAUGAGGUAAUGAAGGAAAGGGAGAAAGGAGGGGCUGGCCCCGUGGCCGAGUGGUUAAGUUCGCGUGCUCCGCUGCAGGCGGCCCAGUGUUUUGUUGGUUCGAAUCCUGGGCGCGGACAUG
Messenger RNA from Equus quagga, 2535 nucleotides. RefSeq names its product ZFP57 zinc finger protein (gene ZFP57). Bases 688 to 2304 code for a protein of 538 amino acids. Gene Ontology annotation, molecular function: DNA-binding transcription repressor activity, RNA polymerase II-specific; RNA polymerase II cis-regulatory region sequence-specific DNA binding. The record is from RefSeq and is a predicted model, not a curated record. Gene Ontology annotation, biological process: negative regulation of transcription by RNA polymerase II. Lineage: Eukaryota; Metazoa; Chordata; Mammalia; Perissodactyla; Equidae. The transcript has 8 exons.